UAAACAAACCUGCCGAUUAGUAAAAAAUUAUACUUUACUCAUAUUCACCUACAAAAACCAACUGAUACCCGACCAAAUCCAGCUUGUCGACACAAUGCCAUUGCAUGAUAAAUGGAAAUUGCCACUAAAGACAAAGUUAUAUGUAUAUGUCAGCCACUUUCUUUCUGCAUGGGGCGACCGAAUGUGGUCGUUUGGUGUUGGAUUAUUUCUAAUACGACUUAAUCCAGGAUCACUAAGACUUGUAGCAAUUUAUGGGUUUUCCAAAGGAGCAUCUGUGCUUCUGUUUGCGGCAAUAAUUGGAGACUGGAUUGAUAAUACGCCAAGACUUAGGGCUGCAAGACUAUCACUAGUUCUACAGAAUAUUUUAGUAGCAUUAUGUGCAGGUAUUGUUUUUGUUGUGGUGUGGUAUCAUGAAACUUUACGAACAUUAUGGCCCGACGAAGGUGCAUUGACACUUUUUCAUGCCCUUAUUAUAGUGGUAGCUAUUCUUGGCGAUCUUGCCAGCAUUGCGCGGUCAAUAUCGGUGGAGAGGGAUUGGAUCGUGGAAAUAUGCGGGAGAGAUAAAGAUCUAUUAGCUACAAUGACCUCUAGGAUGAGAGCAAUUGAUUUAACCACAGCCAUUUUAUCACCUGUAGCCACUGGACAAAUAGUUUAUUUCAUUGCUUUACAAUAUGCGGCAGUUUUUAUAGCAGGAUGGAAUCUGGUUUCUGUCUUCAUUGAGUACUUCCUAAUAUGGAAAGUGUACAUGGAAGUGCCUGCACUUAAGAGUAAAAUGUUCAAAACGAGAAAAGACAAAGUAGUCGCCGAUGAAGCAGAAUUGCUGUCUACGGAUGAAGGCAUUCAACUCGAUGACAAAUCUCAGCAAGAACAAAUAUCACAAGCAUCAAAUAUAGCACAGGAAAAGACAGAGAAAUGUAUCAGACCAUCAAGAGAUGAAGACGACACAACAAAGGAAGAUAACUCUGUAGAGAAAGACGCAUGUAAUCCAUGUCUAUAUAAGAUGUUUAAAAGCUUUAUUUUGCUAGUUAGAGGAUGGAAAACAUACAUGAAGUAUGAUGUUGCAUUCGCUGGUUUGGGAUUAGCAUCUUUAUAUAUGACAGUGAUAGGUUUUGAUAGUAUUACUGUUGGAUAUGCGUAUGCUCAAGGAAUAUCUGAAUCUCUUCUUGGUGUAAUGAUGGCUGCAGGGUCUAUAUUUGGCAUCGCGGGCACAUUUGCCUAUCCAAGGAUCCAGAAGAGAAUAGGUUUGGAACGGACAGGACUGUUUGGGCUUGGAUUUGAAAUAUUUAGCCUUUGUUUCUGCGUAGCAUCCGUAUUUGCUCCAGGUAGCCCAUUUGAUCUCUUGUACAGAACGAGAGAAAAUGACCGUUCAAACAGUAUUGUUUCUUCAGUACUUGGAAUCGAUAACAAUACUAUCAAUAGUAAUUUGACAGUUACUGUAACUUUGCCAACUAGUAUUGUUAGUAAUUUGACAGUUAAUGAAACUAUGCCCACUAGUCAGGAAUCAAGUGAUCCAACAUCAUAUAUAUCCAUUGGGUUAUUUCUUGGAGGGCUGAUUACUGCUAGAUUUGGACUAUGGAUUGCUGAUUUAACCAUCACACAGAUGUUCUUACAAGCAGUUGUUGAGACUGAGCGAGGAAUUAUAAGUGGUAUCCAGCGUUCUUUGAAUCAACUUAUGGACAUGCUUAAAUUCUUAAUGGUCAUCCUUGCACCGUACCCACAAGAAUUUGGACUCUUAGUCCUGAUAUCGUUUGUCUUCGUUUGUAUGGGCUGGAUAUUUUAUGCAAGAUAUUCGUAUUCAGUCCGGGGACAUUUAUUUCAUUUUGACAAAUUAUGUCCGGAUAAACAAAACAAUAACAUUCUCCCUGAAACAGGGAAUGGUAAUAAAGGUAAUGAAGAAAUAAACAACGAACCAAUCGGGAAAAAUACUGUAUAGGUUACAACAAAACAGAAAGUGUUAAAAUAUGUUUUAUUCUACUGUGUGAUGAAUGGGUGCCAAUGUAUGAACUGUAAAAUAAUUAGAAUCUCCGUUGAGGUGGACAUCCUGAUUUAUAUAAUUAGGAUCUCUCUUUAGGUGCACUUCCUGAUCUCUCAUUUUUACCCUAGUCAUUUUAUUCAUUCCCGGUGAAACCCUACGAAGACUUUCAGAAAGUCUGGCAUUGUUUUUCCUUGAAUUGUUUAUUAGACUUAGGGAAACUUCAGUACCAGUUUUAAGGUAAUCUAUUUUGUUAUUUCUUUCGAUUGUUAUCAUCUGUUUUUGCAGUUUUUUCCUCAGUUGUAUUGGGGAAUACUUUUACAUUUCUUUCACUAAAUAUUUAAAUAGGGCACCCAAAGGUGCUUCUGAUACAUAUUAGAUUUAAUAUGGGUAUACAAAAGCACAUGUUAUUAUAUUUAUUAAACAGAAGAGGGAAGUAUUCCACGAAGCGAAAUUAUGUUUUUCUCUAUAUUUUUAAGUUUCAUUCAUGAAGUUGAACAAAAUAAUAUAAGCAUAAAUUAUCAUUUAGAAUUUUUAUUCUUUAUUGGAAUAUGAUCAACAACUUAAUUCAAAUGCAACAACGUGCUUGUGUUGAGCUGAUAACUGACCAAAUAUCUGAGUCUAAUAGCUUAUCUAUUUUCAUAAAUUUUUAUUUAAUAUUUACCUCUGCAUUUAUUUUUUUAGAAAAAAAACUUUUAUUUAAUAAUACAGUAACACAUUCUGAGAUGGUUGAAUUAUUGAAGAAAAAAAAACAUCCAUUAUAUGAACGGUGCUAAUAAUUGGUUAUGCAUCCUUAUGUCUCUAGUUUUUAUGCGUUGACCGUAUGGAACAGUUUUGGAGGUAACCAUUGUUUUUGAAAGUCAUACUGACUUAAGACGACUGUAUGUAGAAUUUUCAGUGUUUUGUUAUUUUCUCAAUGAGUUGAUAAUCUGUAGAAUUGUUUUUAAAGAGGUUAGGUAUUUGUAGAUUUUGUUGAUGUUGUUUUUUUUCUUUUUUUUAAACUGCUGUUCAGAUCAUUAUUUAUAUCUUUAUACAUAUUUUAGUCAUACCUUAUACAUAUUUUUGAAAUUCUCGCACGUAUUUUCUAUUUGCAUACACGAUUAUUAGGCAAUCAACAUGCAUUGCUGGAAAAUAUAUACUUAUUUGUUCUAGAUGGUGGAAACGCAAGCCUUUGUGAUAUAUUCCAGUUUCUUUCAUAUCGGAUACAAACGUUUGAUCAUUUUCUGCAAUUAACAUAAAUUUUGUUUAUACUACAGCUUCAUGUAUGUCAAAAAUAUUCAAUCAAAAAUACAAACAAACGAAUGUUAAUAAUUUGAUUGAAAUAUUUUCUAAUAGGGUGUUUACAUUAUUAUUUGUAUAGAUCAUACAAUUGUUCGUACGCAUCCAUUUGACACAUAAUAUAUAUAUAGUAAUAAUGUGAUAUCAGUUACCAGUGGUGGAUGCAGGGGGAGAAGAAGGCUUACGCCCCUCAACUUGGUGGCCAAUUUUUUUUUUUUUAAAUCAUGUUUUUUAGUAUAGAUAAAGGCAACAGUAGUAUAACGCUGUUCAAAAGUCAUAAAUCGAUUGAGAGAAAAAAAAUCCGGGUUACAAACUAAAACCGUCCAAUUUUUUUUUCAGUAUCUUCAGUAUAUAUUAAUUGUCAGGAAUUACGCCCCAUUUCAAAAAUCCUGGAUCUUUUGAGAUGUCCUUUUGUGUCCUGUUUAAUUAACAUUCGUAAUGAUUAUUUUGUUAAACAUUCAUAUUAUAUAGUUUACUCUUGUCUUCAUUUGACCCAAGGCGUUCACAUGAAUUUGGUCUUUUGACUACUGGCAUUCAAACCAUUGUUAAAGCGGGGUGUCCAUUUGUCUGAUGGGGAUGUAUAAAUUAACAGCCAUGUUCGGUCAGAAUGGAAACUUUAUUGCCAAUGGGAACUUUAUAGCUGAUGUCUCGUGUAAAGAGAUAGUGCCACGCUCCUUGCCCGUUAAAAAACCCUGGCAAAAACUCUUUGAGGAGUCCGACUGUGACCUGUUGCACGGCUUUAUAUAAAUUCUUGCCUUACCUUAUAUAUCCCCAUUUCCAAUAUCUUUCAAAAUGUUCUUCCUUUCAUUCCGGUCGAACCCCUAUUGCAGGAACUAUCUUUUGUAUUAAUUGUCAAUUUGUUUUCGAACAUAACAUGUAUGGAAUAUUUGCCACUGAACAUAAAACAAUCAAUCAAUCAAUUCUCUUCAUUUUGCAUUAGUUUUCUCGAACAUACCAUUGAUUUAGUUUACUUUAUUAUUUCUGUUCUUGUAAGUAGACAUGAAACUAACCUUCAGCGGUAUUGACAGUUUAUAAUAAUGAAUGCCUUUCGUAUAAGUUUCAGAAAAAAACAUAACCUUAUUACACCUUUUUCAUUGAAAGAAGACACGGAAAAUAGUAGUAUUCACGGUAAAAACAUUUUUCAAAUGGCCCCUAAAUUCGCCUAUGGAUAUAUGAACGUCACUCGUCUGAAGUAAACCCAUACUCAGGUUCGGUCCUUUUCUUUGUUAAGUACAGAGGCGGAUUUAGGGGGCCAGGUUGCCGGGGCCCCCUUUUGUGGGAAACAUUUUGUUGAUUAUUUAGGGACCACUGAAGCAUGACUGGAGCGGGGCCCCUCUUAUGGCAGUCAGAGAUUCCCCCCCCCCC
This is a messenger RNA of Mytilus californianus (California mussel), 4615 nucleotides long. RefSeq names its product solute carrier family 40 member 1-like. NCBI's taxonomy places the organism in Eukaryota, Metazoa, Mollusca, Bivalvia, Mytilida, Mytilidae. Gene Ontology annotation, molecular function: iron ion transmembrane transporter activity. The transcript has 8 exons. Bases 95 to 1933 code for a protein of 612 amino acids. Gene Ontology annotation, biological process: iron ion transmembrane transport. The record is from RefSeq and is a predicted model, not a curated record. Gene Ontology annotation, cellular component: membrane.